Messenger RNA from Mesoplodon densirostris (Blainville's beaked whale), 1270 nucleotides. Its product is annotated as KIAA0040 ortholog. The transcript has 4 exons. NCBI's taxonomy places the organism in Eukaryota, Metazoa, Chordata, Mammalia, Artiodactyla, Ziphiidae. The coding region runs from base 798 to 1097 and encodes 99 amino acids. The record is from RefSeq and is a predicted model, not a curated record.
CGUGUGCGCCCAAGUCCAAGGGCACCCGUCCUCCGCGGGCCCCAGGGUGGCGAGUUUGGGCCGAGCCCAGGGAGCGGGAGAAGGAGCGAGUCUGAUUCAGGAAGUCGAGCCUCUGACAUCAGGGGCAGGACGGAGUUGGAGUGAAACCUCAAAAAUGCGAGGCGUCGGCCAGCGGGAGGGCAGGGAACACAGAGGGCGCCUUUCUCGCAGCCGGAGGCAGGUACGCGCAGCGCGGGGCGGCCCCCGCUGACCCUCCACCUGGGCCUGGCCCGCGCGGGACCCGCAGGGGCUUCCAACGAGACACCAGCACCUCGCCCCUGCGCCCGAUCGCUGGUGCACGGGCAGCACCCGGCGGACCCCCGAGCGACCACGCCUGCAGGAAGCCCUCCAGUGGACUCAAGGAUUUCCCCCAUUUUGGAGAUGAAGAAGCUGGGGCCCAAAGCAACUGAAUGACCUUCCCGAGGACACAUACUGAUUAUUUACCAAAACUGUAAAAAAAAAAACAUCUACAUGCAACGUUAGGGAUACAGAUGUAAACGCCUACACACAGAAAGUGAAGGUUCAUUCUCCAGCAGCAUCAACUCUGUGCUACCCGCCCUCUGGACGGAGCCUGUGACCCGAAGUCUGAUGAACCUGAAAUAUUCCACACUGUGCAUUCCGCAGGGGUGCUAUCCGUGGCAUGCCCAAACCCAAAGCUGAUAGAGGAAUAAGUUACAAGUGGGCAAUUCUGCAACCUGUCACACCCAGGCCUUGCUGGUGAGCUGAGAGGCUCCUCUGGUCCCAUCUAGCCAAGCACCAUGGAGAAAAUCAGCGCCUUCUUUAGCACCAUCUGGGACACCAUCUCAGCCAAACACCAAGAGGGCCUCUUCAACAGCAUCUGUCUAGGCAUCCUCCUGGGGCUGCCCCUACUGGUGAUCAUCACCCUCCUCUUCAUCUGUUGCCACUGCUGCUGGAGCCAGGCAGGCAAAAGUGGCCAACAGCCAGAGCGAAACAAGGGGAAGAAGAAGAAGAAAAAGAAGAAGGCUGAAGAAGACCUCUGGAUCUCCGCUCAGCCCAAGCUUCUCCAGAUGGAAAAGAGGCCAUCACUGCCCGUCUAGUUAGACAGGAGGCAGAAGUGUCCUCCCCUGGGGGCUCAGCUGCCUUCCAACCACACACAGGGUAGGGAGGAGAAAUCCCUGAAGUGAUGCACUCACAUCCACAGAGGAGCUACUCAACCAAGGGGCAAACCUCAGACUGAGUAUCCCCACGGAGGGCAUUCCCGGGGGACACG